This is a messenger RNA of Kazachstania africana CBS 2517, 729 nucleotides long. It is a transcript of the gene LNP1, whose product is annotated as Lnp1p. Bases 1 to 729 code for a protein of 242 amino acids. The transcript has a single exon. The record is from RefSeq and is a predicted model, not a curated record. Lineage: Eukaryota; Fungi; Ascomycota; Saccharomycetes; Saccharomycetales; Saccharomycetaceae.
AUGCUAGCUAGGAUAGUAAACUUGGUUUCUCGCAAGUCAAAUAAGAAUAUUGUUGAAAAAUAUACAGAAGAUUUAUCCCAGAUAACUGCAGAGAUUCAUAAUUUGGACAAAGUUUUACAGAGGAGAGAGAAAAAUUUAGCAAGUUUACAAUCUAAGAUAAACUACUAUGGAUUAGCAAUUGGAAUUUUCAUUCUUUCAUACGUGCACUGGUACAGUUUUGGAAACAUAUUGUACGUUAGCUUGGCUGCUUUAAUUUAUGUUGGUUUUCUAGUGUUUAUCAAAUGGAUAACUUAUAGGAUUUGGCACCUAUUGACUACACAGAAGACAAAGAAACUAAGUAAACUGAAGGCAAUUCAUGCCAAGAAAUUAAAUCAAUUGAAAACUGAGACGAGAUUUAACGAGACGAAUUCGAUUAUCAAGAGAUUUACUUCAGGUAACGAUGAAAAUGACGAUCAAAUGUUACUAUUAGAUGAAGAGUUAGUUAAUAAACAAAAUCAAUUAACUUUGUUAAAAGAAGAACUAUCAAAGCUUCAAAAUUCUAAUAAAGUGGAAAAAGAUGCGUGGUUUGAUAAAGUUCUUAAUGUCAUUGCAGGUGGUAACGAACAAAACAAUGUGAUAAAACCUAUUAUUUGUGAAAAAUGCCAAAAACAUACUGGAGCUUACAAAUUAGCUAAUAAAUCACUAACCUAUAUAUGUCCCCAAUGCAAUUGGAAAUAUGAAAGUAAAUAA